AUGGUCGGGUUCGGAGCCCCGAGGCGGACGGGCCGCCUCCCCCCUUUCGUCCUGGUGGCCUUGCUGGCGGUGAUCGGCCUCUUGGCCUUUAAUUACUGGAGCGUCUCGUCCCGCCAGGCCGCCCUCCUGGAGGAUGUGUCCGCGCUGCAGGAGCAAGUCCAGCGGACCGAGGUGGCCCGGAGCCGGCUGGAGAAGAGGCACUCCGACCUGAUGGUGCAAGCCGAGAGCGGGAGGAGGCAGCUGGAGCAACGCCUGGGCGAGUUCCAGAAUGUGGAGGACAGGCUGCGGGCCCGGGACGGGGAGGUGCUCCGGUGUGAGGGGGGACAAGGAGAAGCUGCUGGCCAACGUGUCCCAACAGAUGGCAGACAUCAGUCGUUUAAAGGAGCAAUUAAACGAACUACGUCAGGAAUUCCUGCGACAGGAGGAUCAGCUGCACGAGUACAAGAACAAUUACACCUUGCUCCAGAAAUCGCAGAAGGAAGAGAGUCAACAGUGUACCAGACAGCUGGCCGAUCAGAAGCGUGAAUAUGAAGAGAGCAUGAAGAAGCUGCAGCCGCCGAGCACAGAUAAGGAGGUGCCACCCAAAACUGAACUUGGGGAAGCGGAAGGUGGGUCUGAUAAGGUGAACCCCGCAGACACGGAAGUGAAAGACAUACGUGUAGAAGACCCCAGUAACCGUGUGCAUUAUGAUAAAGAGGCUGCAAAGGUUGGUGGUGUUGGAGGCGGCGGUGAUGCAGGAAUGCCAGAAAUAGAGGACAGUGAGCCGGCCAAACCAAACCUUGUCCCAACCGCUGUGAAGAAGAUGGACAUUGGCGUUCUUCCACAUGACGCCGGGGAGUCUGAGAAGCAGCCUUCCUCGCAGCCGGAUUCCAUCACGAAUGCACAAGUGAAAUACCUUCCUCCUGGUGCCAAUAGGGAGCCGGAUCCUCCAUUAGAAGACAACGCCCUGCACUUGGGUCAGAUACCUGGGAAAUCGAUCCCCAAGGAGCCCAAGUCUAUGAUCUUUCCAAACUUAAAGCAAAGUCGGUUUUUUGACGAGAAUGAGUCCCCUGUAGAUCCUCAACAUGGUUCUAAAGUGGCAGAUUAUAACGGGGAUGAUGGGAACGUGGGUGAGUACGAGGCAGACAAGCAGGCAGAGCUGGCUUACAAUGAGGAAGAGGAUGGUGAUGGGGGAGAAGAAGAUGUACAAGAUGAUGAAAAUGACGGACAAGGGGACGCCGUGGAAUAUAGAAAAGACCAUUUCGGUGAGACCCUGUAA
Messenger RNA from Staurois parvus, 1258 nucleotides. The record is from the annotation of a GenBank genome assembly. Lineage: Eukaryota; Metazoa; Chordata; Amphibia; Anura; Ranidae.